AUGCCAGGAAAUGCAGAGCCACAAAAUGCCAGAGACUUUGAAGAAGCAACAGGAGUUCAUCAAAUUGACGAGUCUACAUGGGAGGGAAAUCAUCCUUUGAGACUUCCGCUCACUGGGGCUCGUGGUGUCUAUGGGGGUCACAUGUGUGCUCAAACAUUGUUAGUGGCGAUGAAAACUGCACCAGGAUAUGUUCCCCAUUCGUUUCAUUCUCAUUUCAUAAGAGCAGGAAACCCUAAAUCCAAGUGUAUUUACAAAGUUUCAUCUCUUAAUGAUGGGAAGGCUUUUUGUCAAAGGCAAGUAACCAUGUUGCAGGACGGGAAGGUCACAUUCACAGCCAUGUGUUCGCUCAAGAAGAAAGGUGUCAACUUCAAGUCAAAAGUUUUGGGAGACUACGUGCAUACGGAAUCUAUGUUCUUCAAAAAAUAUAAAGACCCUUCGUUGCUCUAUAAAACUUAUCACACGGACUUUAUUGUGAAUGCAUUCUCGGAAGAAUUUCUUAACUACGAGCUAUGUCCUGAUGAGCGCAAUAUGCAGCCGAGCGAAAGGUGGAUUCACCUAUGGAGCAAGCUUCAUCAGCCGCAAAAGACUAAAAUGAGCGACCCAAAACUCAAUUACAUUGGUUUAGCGCAUCUUUCAGAUGCUGCGAUACUUACAACCAUGGCUCGUGCACUUCAUUUAGAAUGGAAUCCCACCGCUGAUAAUCCUAGAGAAGAAUUUGAUUCAGAAAAAGAUGCCAGAAAAAUUAUGAAUGUGUCUUUGAAUGCAAUGCAUUUAUUUCAUUACACGGCAAUGUCGUUGGAUCAUCAUCUCUACUUUCACGUCGAUGAUACCGAUGAACUCGAUGUAUUGAAUGACUGGCUUUUCUUGACAUAUCAAUUCAUGAUAUCAAGGAAUUCCAGGACAUUAGUAAGAGGUCACUUCAUGAAUAAAGACGGCGUUUGCGUCGCCACGUUUAUACAAGAGGGUUUGACGUUCAUGAAACCAGGCGUGCCUGGAACGACCGGUAAAAAAUUCCCAAAACUUUAG
Molecule: messenger RNA, 1026 nt
Organism: Metschnikowia bicuspidata var. bicuspidata NRRL YB-4993
Lineage: Eukaryota; Fungi; Ascomycota; Pichiomycetes; Serinales; Metschnikowiaceae
Exons: 1
Coding region: 1-1026 (341 amino acids)
Biological process (GO): fatty acid catabolic process; acyl-CoA metabolic process
Cellular component (GO): peroxisomal matrix
Molecular function (GO): fatty acyl-CoA hydrolase activity
Source: RefSeq, a predicted model, not a curated record